GCCUCGGCGGCUACUAUACGAUCCAGGGGACCGACGACGCCAUUACGGCAGCGCUGGCCAACUACUUCACACGGGCGGAGGCCACGGCGAAUUUGGUGGCGGGCAUCACGGAGUGCAAAGAUUAUACGGACACGUCCUUGCUGGAUUACAGCACGACCGCUGCAAUGAACCAGGCCAUCGCCGAUGCGCUGGUGCCCUACGGGACGGCUCAAAGAGACGCGGCGAUUGCGGCGGCCCUCGCAGCCUACGACACCAGGGCGCAGACCGACAGUCCAGGCGGCCAUCACGGCUGGCUUGGUGCCCGUGAAAUUGAGCAACACCAGUCCUGGAACGGCGGGCCCACGUUCAACCUGCUCCGGGGAACCAACGUGCUCCGGAACUUGUCCGUGGCGGGCGCCCUGACGGCCACCUUCCAGAAUCUGGAUGACACCAUCCUCAUCGAAUCGGACAGCUACGCCCGAUCCGAGACCUACACGCAGCUCGAAACCGGGGCCACGGCGGCCCUCGACGCGCUGAACCUGUCCCAGUACCGCACAAAGGCCCAGGUGCUGGCGCUCAUCGCCGGCGAGCUGGUGCCCUACUCAGAGCAGGGCGAGGUGUCCAGCUACGUGGCGGGAGAGCUCAGCAACUACGCGACGAACAGCUCCGUGAGCUCCAGCAUCAGCUCCGCGCUGACGAGCUAUGAUCUCAGUGGGACCGUGGAUUCGAAAAUCAUAACAGCUCUUCUCGAUUUCUACACCCGAGCGGAGACGGAUCAAGCCAUCGCCGACGCCGUGUCUUCCGGCACGGACCUCUCGGCCUACUACACCUCGGCCGAGACGGACCAGGAAAUAGCGGACGCCAUCGCGGGCCUCGUCGGCGUCUACGUGCGCUGGACGGAGCUCCAGGCCCCGAUCAUCAACGAGAUCAACAUAGCGCUGCUCGACCAACGACCUUGGGCCGCUCGACGCGCGCAGCUCAACGCCUCGGACCAGACCAUCGCCCUGAACACCACCUCGGGCACGGCAAAUUUGGUCAUCGAGCCGAACACGGGAGGAUCCUACAACGGCGAGGUGAUUUGCUUUUACGGCUUCCAAAACCUCUCGGACGAGAGGCUCAAGACGAACGUCCGGCCGAUUUCGGAGGACGAGGCGCAGGAGCUCUUCGACGGCGUGGAGGCCAGGGGUCGACGGUGCCGCCAACCAGUCGUGGCGCAGGAGGUGGAACCGUCCGGCGCGCUGGGCAAGAGCUUUUGCAAGCUCAGGAACUUCGACGACCGGGAGCUCAUGACGCUGGACUACCAGCGGAUGACGGCGCUGUGGCAGACCUGCAAGAGCCUGCAGCCGAGGAUCGAGAAGCUGGAGAAGAAGAAGCGA
Symbiodinium necroappetens is the source of this 1355-nucleotide messenger RNA. The record is from the annotation of a GenBank genome assembly. Lineage: Eukaryota; Dinophyceae; Suessiales; Symbiodiniaceae.